This is a messenger RNA of Penicillium nucicola, 285 nucleotides long. RefSeq lists its product as uncharacterized. NCBI's taxonomy places the organism in Eukaryota, Fungi, Ascomycota, Eurotiomycetes, Eurotiales, Aspergillaceae. Bases 1 to 285 code for a protein of 94 amino acids. The transcript has a single exon. The record is from RefSeq and is a predicted model, not a curated record.
AUGGCUCGGAAUGUUUGUCUUGGUGCUGCUCAAGAUACAAUCAUUUCAUUGUACCAGGGACUCAUGGAAAGGUCUCUCGAUGAGAAUCUGUCUCGUUACUAUCACCGUGUUAUUGCUGCUGCCCUUGUCAUACUGACCCUUUCCUGUGAUAUUUCCGCAGAAGAGAAGACCAAAUCACUGGAGACUUGCUCGAAAAGUAUAAAGCUUUUUGAGUCUAUGAAGUUUGGCUGUCCCGAAAAAGGCAUUGCACUCGUUCAAAGUGCCUUGGCUCUUCUGUCCCCUUAG